AUGUCCAUCUUGUCGUACAAUGGAGCGGCGAUCAUCGCCAUGGCGGGCAAAGAUUGCGUCGGAAUCGCAUGUGAUACCAGACUGGGCAUGCAGGCACAGACUGUGGCCAUGGACUUCCAGAAGGUGUUUCGUGUGACGGACAAGACGUUCCUGGGCUUGGCUGGCCUCGCCACCGACGUACAGUCUGUGUCGCAGCUGCUUAAAUUUAAGAUCAACAUGUACAAGAUGAACGAGGAGCGCGACAUCAAGCCCAAAACGCUGAGCGCGCUGCUGUCCAACAUGAUGUACGAGAAGAGAUUCGGCCCGUGGUUCGUAGAGCCUGUGAUCGCCGGUUUGACUGAGGACAACAAGCCUUUCUUGUCCAGCAUGGACUGCCUGGGAUGUGAGAUGAUGACGAAGGACUUCGUGGUGGCCGGGACCAUGGAGGAGGCGCUUUACGGCAUGUGCGAGUCCAUGUACAAGCCUGAUAUGGAGGAGGAGGAUCUUUUCGAGACGCUUUCGCAGUGCCUGCUGUCUGCCUGCAACCGUGACGCUCUCUCGGGCUGGGGUGCUGUCGUUCACAUCAUCACACCCAAGGGUAUUACAUCGAAGAAGCUGCAGUCGCGCCAGGACUAG
Phytophthora infestans T30-4 is the source of this 615-nucleotide messenger RNA. Its product is annotated as proteasome subunit beta type-3, putative. The record is from RefSeq and is a predicted model, not a curated record. NCBI's taxonomy places the organism in Eukaryota, Oomycota, Peronosporomycetes, Peronosporales, Peronosporaceae. The transcript is spliced from 3 exons. Bases 1 to 615 code for a protein of 204 amino acids. Gene Ontology annotation, biological process: proteasome-mediated ubiquitin-dependent protein catabolic process. Gene Ontology annotation, cellular component: proteasome core complex; proteasome core complex, beta-subunit complex.